Rhizophagus irregularis DAOM 181602=DAOM 197198 is the source of this 1193-nucleotide messenger RNA. The record is from RefSeq and is a predicted model, not a curated record. Lineage: Eukaryota; Fungi; Glomeromycota; Glomeromycetes; Glomerales; Glomeraceae.
CGAAACCUAAAAUCCAAAUUUGAUUUGCCAAAAAAAAAAGGAUUGUCGAUCGUAAAAAAAUCGGUGCAAGGGUGUUGUUCUUAAAAAAAAUAUGACCGAAACUUCGCCUGAUUCAGAAAUAGAUAUAAAUCUCUUCAUAUUAAAUUAUAAAAAUUUAGUUUCUUCUUUGGAAAAUCAGCGAUCCAAUGUUGAUAUUCCUGUAAUAAAUUAUCAUAAAUUCUUAACAGAACAAGAAUUUUUUUUCAAUUCCGGAGAAAAAAUAAACCACAUUCGUUCUGAACAUAAUGUGAAUUGGGAAGCAUCAGAAAUUAAUCAAUUUUUUACUGCAUUACAGCGAUGUGGUAAACAUAAUCCCGUCGAGAUAUCGAGAAGAAUAAAAACGAAAACUCCUUUACAAGUUAUUAUGUAUAUUGAAAAAUUAGAAAAUGAGCUACGAUAUGCUAAAGAAAUUGGAAGAAUCAAGAAUGAACCUUUGAACUAUGAGCAUAUACCGGCUGCUAGAGAAAUGAGUAAAGAAUGGGCCAAACUUGAAGAUAAGUCUGCUAAAAUGUUGAUUCAAAAACUUGAAGAAAAUGAGAUAAGUUGCGGGAUUGAAAUUGAUUCUAUCACUAAUGAAUCGAAAUUGCAACAGGAUAAAUCAAAGAUAGAAUUAUUCAAGUUUGAUAUGGAGACCAAAGAUAAAGAACUUCCAAAUCAUAUUUUAUGCUCACUUUAUGAUGUACUAAGAGGUUGGUUAACUAUUAUUAUUUAUGACUUAAUUAUCUUAAAUCAACAUCAUGAAAGACUGUAUCCGCAAGAGAAUAUUAAGCAUUUGUACAGGAAAUACGUAGAGUAUUACGAUUUCGUGGUUAUAAAAUUAAAGGUGAUUUUCGUCAACAUAUGUUACCAAAUCGAAUAGUGACGGGACAAGUAAAUAUUAACUCAAAAGAUCAGUCAAGCAAUAUUGAAGUUCCCGGAAGAAGUAUUUCGAACAUUAAUUUAAUAAAUAAACGUGACGACUGGUCUACCGAUGCAGAUGAUAUUGAAGUUGGUGAAUGGGGAAAGAUUUCAGGAAAUAGUGAAAAUGAAGGUAUGGAAACGGAAGAUACGCAAAACUCAGAUUCUUCAAAUUGUGAAAGUUCUGAUGUAGAAGAAUGUGAAGAAUAUGUGAAAUGGAAAGAACAAUUUGAACAAGAUCAUGAAUUAGAAUUAAA